AUGAGCUCAGUGUUGAGCAGCUUUAGUUCAGCGAGAAGAUCAAUUCGUAAUAUUUGGCAAAAGGAUCUAAAUUAUUUCCGUUCGAACCAUCCUUUCUUCAUUUUAAUCUUCAUUGUCCUCUCACUCGCCUUCUACAAUGUUUGGUGGCACAAUUCGCCGACGCGGGAUCAGUCAGGGGAUGCAUCAAAAUUCCAUUUAUUUGACAAUUUCCGCUUGAGCAAACAGAAGUUUGUGAAAAUGAUUGUUUGUAUUCCUGAAACAGUUGUGGAUUAUCGUUUCUCUACAGUUAUCGAUGCAAUACAUUUAACGCACUUAGACUAUCCACAUCUAGAAUUCACGAAAAAGUUAGAGAAGGCGAAGAAUAAAUUGGAGGAUGGAGAAGUUGACUUUCUUGUUCUCUUCAAAACACUUAUUGAAACUGGAAAAAAGAUCGAAUAUAAAAUUAUAAGUGAACAAGGAGUUUUCGACAAACAUUGUAUUCAAUGUGACGUUCAUCGUAAGAAAACUUGGGGAAACGCAGUGGAAGCACAAGUUGUUGUAAAUCGAUUCUUAUAUUGGUUAGUGAAGUCAAGAGGAUUCAACAAGCGUUCACCUCACUGGCAGUUGAGCAAUGUUUAUGUCAAACACUCAGGGAAUGACCCAAUGUUUUUGAAAAGACAGAGCGAUUUGUUUCUUCUAUGGAUUCUACUUCUUCCCAUAUGCUCUCGUCUCAUUGAUUUGUGGAAUAACGACAGAAGCAGUGGUUACUAUAACAUGUUUCUAUCUCUUCAUGCCCGAAGAUUUCACUAUUUUAUUGCAAAGUUUGUGUUUUGGUAUGGAAUUGCACUGAUUAUAAGUUUGAUUGUGUUCAUUGUUAAUGUCUUGGUGGUUCCGGCAGUUUUCUGUUCAACAUAUUUACAAUUUGUUGUUUGCUAUGCUGCUUGUAUCAUAUCAUUUGCAAUAUUUCUUGCAACGACUUUUCCUGGAUCUCCACUUUUUGCAAAGAUAGUUGGUUUCCUUUCAAUGGUUGCAGGAGAAUUCGGAUUUGGAACUGUUUAUCAUGGGAUUGGGUUUUUCCAAUUAUGUGUUCGACACUUUGGAAAAUCAGAGUUUGAUGGUCCAUGGAUCGAUGCAGUAUGUACUUUGUGUAUGACUGGAAAUUGUGUUCUACUGAUCACUGUAUCUAUCUAUUUUGAUACAUACUUCUGUUUGUUCACAAUGGAACCUCUUGCUUUUUAUUUUCCCCUGGAGAAAGACUACUGGAUGCCUGAAGCAAGAAGUCCUCAACUUGACACAUUUUUUGUAAAGCAGAUUAUUCUUCUAAAACCUGGAAGAAGUGAAAUCACUGUCAAAAAGGCUCAUGAUGAAAUAUUACCUGCCAAAACCAGUACAGGGUCCAAGUAUAUUCCUCCAACUCCCAUUGUGAAAGGAGUUCCAUUAGUGGUAUUGUAUGGAAUCUGCAAGAGAAUCGAGAAUCAUUGGCGAGUCAAACAAGUAAGUUUAACGGUUCAUCUGGGAGAAGUUGUAACACUUUAUGGACAUCAUGGAUGUGGCAGUGGAGAGAUUCUGUCGAUCAUUGCCGGUCAAAUGAAACCAGAAUAUGGAGAAGUUAUGAUGGAACAAUCACAGAGACCUCUGAUGAUUUCAAAGACUACGGAUGUUCCAAAUGUGAAUUACCUCAAUGUUAUUCAGUACCUGCGACUUAUUAGUAAGAUGAGAGGAGUAUCCGCUUCCACCUCACAUAUAGACGAAAUGCUUGAAGAACUUGAUCUUAUAAAAGUUAAAAAUCGAUCGCUGGAUCUUUUAUCAACCACACAAAAAGAACGUCUACGAAUUGCAGCUGUUUUUGUUGGUCAACCUGAUUUGGUUUUGAUUGACUUUCCAACAAUGGAAUGCCUUCCCGAAUGGAAGUUUAUGGUUUUCAGAUUUAUUGAGAAGAGAAAAGAAAAACGAUCAAUAAUAGUUUCAUCCUACGAUCCUGAAGAAACCGAAGCCAUUUCAGAUAAAGUUGUACUCAUGAGUGAAGGUUACGUUGUUCUGAAUGGAUCCUGUGAGGCUUUCAAACAUUCUAUAAACAGCGUUUUUGAAAUUCGUAUUUGGCCUAACAAUAGAUUCACUGAUGAGCAAAUAAAAGGAAUGAUGAAAACAUUGACUUUGGGUGAUAAUCAAAUGAAAAAUGAUGCGAGAUUCUUUGAAACUCCGAAUGGCAAAAUUAGAGUCACAUUACCGAUUCUUUAUAGAAGAAGUAUACCAUUGAUUCUUCGAGAGCUGGAUGCUGUUCAUGAAAAGUUCCGAAUUGAGUUUUAUGAAUUGGGUAAACCAAAUAUUCAUGAUAUUUAUGCAAAUGCAUGUUAUGAACAUCAACAACUUGACCCACUGUCUACAUUCGACCAAUUAAGAGAUCAUUAUACAAAACAACAACCAUUGAACAAAAAGACCUACUUUUUCAAAAAUAUGAUCCAUAUCUUCAAAGAUGGGAGAUUUUUAAUUGAAACUGCAGCAGUUGUUGGAUUGUUUUUAAUUUUGACAGUAAUCAUUCUGUUGUCCUAUCAUUCCGUAGAAUCUGAUAGCCAUCAAACUCGAGAAAUCUCAUUGACAUCUUAUGAGUCCCCAAUUACAAUUUACUGUGAUGAAUGUGAAAAAGAGGUUAUCGAAGGUGUUACAUUUGAAAAAAAAAGUCGGGUGCUUCAAUUGGAGAAUAAUCAAGCUGUUCUCUACUGGAAAGAUACUGCAAAAGCAGACAAGGAGCUCAUCACAGUCAGUCGUGGCGAUGCACUUUUUACAAUGAUUGUUCAAAACUUUGCGGUUUCUCAGAUGAUUUCGAAGAUUACUGGAAAACAUCCCCAAAUCAAACUAUUCCUGGAAAGUGAAAAUGUUCGUACUGCAACAGAAAUCUCUGGAUUCUCAACAGUUUUUAAUGACAUCAGUUCAAGUAAAGCAGCUAUGAUAUUAACGGAAUCUUAUUCAUUGAUGUACAUAACAGCUGUGUUCCAGAUGUUUGUCUACACAUUUUCAGUAGUUCUUCCAUUGAGAUUGGUGUCAACCAAUAUGGGUCCGCAGAGUAUGAUACUUCCAUGGCCGCGUUAUGUUUACUUUGGAUUUAUAUACGUUUUUCAACUCGUUGUAUUUCUAGUCAUUGCAAUAAUCUUAGGAUUUGCCGUUCUCUCCAUGGGAUUCUUUGCCACAAACACAACUUCCUGCUAUCUCCGAUUCUUGAGUGCAUGGUUCUUGUCUUAUGCCUCAACUCUUCCAUUGAUAUACUUUCUGGUGUUCAACAUUCAAAACACUAAAUCAGUCAUUCCAAUUAUUUUGGCAAUCUCUUCUUUGUCAGUCACUUUUCCGAACCUUGUUGCGUCCUUUUCAGCAGAAAAUCAAGUCUCACUUCAGUCAUUGAUACAAUUUGUAAGCUGGUCAUGUAUGCUUAAUCCGCCAUCUUCUCUUCAAGUUCUUGCAGCAUUCUUGAAUGCUGGAGAGUCUCUUGAGAAAAAUAGUGGAACAAUUACUUCACUGAUUCUGUUUUGUGGUGCCCAAUUCUGGAUUAUAGUCAUUUUUGUGCUUGUCAUCUUCCAACCAGGCUUUUCCUAUAUUCAACAAUACUGGUUCAAGUCUUCCACUGUCCUGUAUUCAAGUUUUGAAAGAGGAACAACUCUGAAGCCUGGUGCCCGUAUAAAGAACAGUUACAUUUUUGUAACAAAUCCCUUAGGAACAAUGGAAGAUGCUCAGGACAAGGGUGCAUCUGGAAACAUACCAAAUAGACCAGCUGCGGGAACUGAACCAGUUCAGAAACCAACUUCCGAUUACAUUGCUGGAAGCUCAAUGAGCAUUGAUGAUAUGAGUUAUAUCACGAACUAUGAAGAGAAUUUGGUUGAGAAAAUGGCUACGAUGACGUCAUGGAAUGAUAAACAAGAGGUUCCGGUGGAUAAUUCAGCAACAUUUCUUAUGGGAGAUCAGACGAAGUUGAAGAGUGCAUUACUGACAACAAUUGCCAAGAUCAAUAAAAAUGAACACAUUGCGUUUGUUCCAAUUGUCGAAAACAUUUCAACGAUCUACACUCCAUUUGAACUUCUUGAAAAUGCUGCAUAUUGUAAUGGAUUUGAGAUUACUGAUGAUCACAUCAGUUAUCUUCUUGAUGCAUUUGAUUUGAAAGAGCAUGCGAAUACGCAAAUCAAGUUAUUGCCCUGCAUAGAUCGUCGAAUUCUGAUGCUCCUGGCCAAACUAGUUAUCAAGCCCAAUAUCGUAAUCAUUGACCAACUUGAAAUGUUUCUUCCUCAUUCGAAAAUGAUGACUGUCUGGUCUUUUUGUGCACGUCUUCGUAAAAACGGACUCGGUAUCAUAUAUACUUCUCAUCACAGUGGAUUUGCAGAGCACACUGCUACAUGUUGUGCUCACAUGUACAAAGGCCAGUUUGUAAGAAAUCUUUUACCAACAUCAAUCAAAGCAAAGUGUACUGUGCUGGAAGUUGUUCCGAAAACUGCAUCGGAUCCGAAAGUGUUGCUUCAUAUGCUUCAAAAAGAAAUGGAAGAAUCAGUCAAACUGCCAUCCACUUCAAGAAAUAUUACAUUGGCCAUGUACAAAGACGGAGUGGAAACAAUUGAGAAGAUUCUUGAACUUCUUCGUAUGCUCAGCCCACAGAUUAAACGUUAUUCCCUACGUUCUGGCAAUUGUGAUGAAUUUCUUGCGUCUGCUUUCGGAAAAUGAACUUUCUACUUGAUUUCUUCUUGAUAAAUUGAUUUUUCUAUU
This is a messenger RNA of Caenorhabditis elegans, 4719 nucleotides long. RefSeq names its product ABC transporter domain-containing protein (gene abt-1). The record is from RefSeq and is marked reviewed. Gene Ontology annotation, biological process: transmembrane transport. Lineage: Eukaryota; Metazoa; Nematoda; Chromadorea; Rhabditida; Rhabditidae. The transcript has 28 exons. Gene Ontology annotation, molecular function: ATP binding; ATP hydrolysis activity; nucleotide binding. The coding region runs from base 1 to 4677 and encodes 1558 amino acids.